CCAUGUAAGCAACCAUUGGCUCUUUGUCCAGUGUCCACAAACCUGAACUGACCUUUCCUUUGUUUGCAAGAGAGAGAAGAAAUAGAGUUUGAGAGAGAGAGAGAGCAGACACAAAAGAGUGGUAGCAGAAGAUAUCAGGGAUGGACGUUCUAAAAUGGAGGCUUUUACCUCUGCUACCACUUCUUGCAUCCCUUUUGUUCUACUACAUCAAGAACCCUCUAAAGCCAUCUCAGAGCGAAUGCAGCCUUCUUGCUCACAACCAUUUUUGGAUAUCCAGCAAGCGUAUAGUGACGCCAAAGGGGGUGAUUUCUGGUGCAGUUCAGGUCAAGGGAGGGAACAUCAUAUCGAUUCUUGAAGAAGAUUGGCAAGGGAAUGUCGGGACUGGAAUAGUGAUUGAUUAUGGGGACGCUGUUGUCAUGCCUGGUUUGAUUGAUGUGCAUGCUCAUCUUGAUGAUCCCGGGAGAGAAGAGUGGGAAGGAUUUCCUUCAGGCACUAGGGCAGCUGCUGCUGGUGGGUUAACAACCUUGGUUGACAUGCCUCUUAAUAGUUUUCCCUCUACAGUUUCUGAAAAAACAUUUGAGCUCAAGAUCCAGGCUGCAGAAAAGAGGAUCCAUGUUGAUGUUGGUUUCUGGGGAGGUCUGGUUCCGGAAAAUGCAUUCAAUAGAAGUGCUCUGGAUGGUCUCCUAAAGGCUGGUGUUCUUGGUUUGAAGUCCUUUAUGUGUCCUUCAGGGAUCAAUGACUUUCCCAUGACAAAUGCCGGCCAUAUAAAGGAAGGGUUGUCUGUACUGGCAAAGUACAAAAGACCUUUACUUGUACAUGCAGAGAUUAAACAAGAACUUGAAGGCAUCUUGGAACUGGAAGAUAGUGCAGUUGACCCUCGAUCCUAUUCAACUUAUCUGAAGACUAGGCCUGCUUCGUGGGAAGAGGCAGCUAUUAGAGAGCUUUUAACAGUAACAAAUGGUACACGGACUGGUGGCCCUGCUGAAGGAGCUCAUCUGCACGUUGUUCAUUUGUCUGAUGCUAGAUCUUCCUUAGAGCUAAUUAAGGAAGCAAAACGUAGCGGCGAUAGCAUAACUGUUGAAACUUGCACCCACUAUUUAGCCUUCUCUGCUGAAGAGAUCCAAGAUGGAGAUACACGUUUUAAGUGCGCGCCGCCCAUUAGGGAUGCUGCAAAUAAGGAAAUCCUAUGGGAAGCUUUGAUGGGUGGACAUAUCGACUUGCUGAGCUCUGACCAUUCACCGACUGUACCAGAACUCAAGCGCCUCGGUGAUGGUAACUUCUUGAAGGCAUGGGGUGGCAUAUCUUCUUUGCAGUUUGUUCUCCCUGUGACAUGGACCUAUGGCCGUAAGUAUGGAAUUACUUUGGAACAAUUAGCUUCAUGGUGGAGUGAGAAGCCUGCCAAACUUGCUGGCCUAGAUUUGAAGGGGGCCAUAGCAAUUGGAAACCACGCAGACAUAGUUGUGUGGGAACCGGAAGUGGAGUUUGUCCUCAACGAUACUCAUCCUGUGUACAUUAAGCAUCCUAGCAUUUCAGCCUACAUGGGGUCAAGACUAUCGGGAAAAGUUUUGGCGACUUUUGUGAGAGGUAACCUCGUCUACAAAGAGGGGCAACAUGCUCGUGCUGCUUGUGGUGUCCCCAUCCUUUCAAGAUAAAGAUGGACUUUUCAGGUCUCGGUUCAGAUGGCUCACAAGCAUUGUUGGUGCUUGGGGAGCAACGCAAGAGAUUACCCCAAUCUAUGUGAUCGAUCUGUUGAUCAGAGCAGGCAUUUUCAAGCCAUUGAUGAGGGUUUCUGGUUCCUUCUCUUGAUUGGUUGCAUUGUGCAGUGGAGGAUGUACGUAGUGAAUUGCUUACCUGCAAAAACUGAAGCAGAAAAAAUAGAGGAAAUAAUGUUGGAAACCUAGCUACAAAGAAUUCCAUGGCUAGCUAGGUUUGGUUGUCUAGUACAAAAAUCAUAACUAGCUAUUGACUACUAGUUUGUUGCAAGUUUACUGUCAUGACCAAGUGAAGUGGGAUUUAAUUUAUUUCCCCCCGGUAAACAGCACUUUUCUUUGAACGCCCAAA
Molecule: messenger RNA, 2061 nt
Organism: Rhododendron vialii
Lineage: Eukaryota; Viridiplantae; Streptophyta; Magnoliopsida; Ericales; Ericaceae
Product: allantoinase
Exons: 16
Coding region: 141-1652 (503 amino acids)
Biological process (GO): purine nucleobase catabolic process; allantoin catabolic process
Cellular component (GO): cytoplasm
Molecular function (GO): cobalt ion binding; allantoinase activity; zinc ion binding
Source: RefSeq, a predicted model, not a curated record